This is a messenger RNA of Candidula unifasciata, 5458 nucleotides long. The record is from the annotation of a GenBank genome assembly. NCBI's taxonomy places the organism in Eukaryota, Metazoa, Mollusca, Gastropoda, Stylommatophora, Geomitridae.
AGCUUGUUCUGUGAUGUCCGGCAAAUGAUGGCCUAUGUCAAGGAAAUUCAUGGAGGAACUUUCCGAAGAGUGGCUUUGAGUGGUUUACUAGACUCCUUGCAGAAAAUCAGAAUGGAGCAUGCAGAAAGAAAGCGAGAAAUAAUGCUGAAGAAGCAGUCAUCUCCAGUCAAAAGGACAACAUCAGUCACCUCUGAGAGUGGAGAUGAAAAAGAAACCACCCCGCUUUCUAAAAAUAUUGGUUUGCAGAGCUCUGAAGACCCCAUGAAUCGACGAAAAUCCAAGAAGUCUCUCUUCCGCAGUAAAAUUACAAAGUCACUGAUGUUUCAGUAUGCAGCCAGCGACUCAGAGAUCCUAGACGAAGGACCAGGUAAAAGCCCCAGGACAAGCAUAUCAGCAGCUGAGGAAGAGUCACCAUCCUCCAGUACAACACCCCGACGACGAUUUAGCAAGUUUAACAUUGGAUGGAGACGUGGAACAAAAAGUGACCAUGAAGAUGAUCAGAACUCGGACCCACCCCCGUUGGACAAGCGAGAGAGUCGUAGUGAGAUGCAAGUGCACAGAACAGUUCCCGCAACAGGUGCUGGUCGUGGUCGCAUGUCCUUCCGAGCUGCUAGCCAGGCAACUCUAACAUUUCUCAGUGCUCGUAAACGGAUAGAGGAUGGAAUAAAGACACUAGGGAAAAAGAUGACGCGGAAAGGGAGUUGUGAUGAUUUUUUCAAGCAAAAAUCUGGGCUGAAGAAUGAUGGUGUGGAUCUUUCUAUGGUCCGGGAGAAGAAAAUGGUGGACAAGUUCCUGAUUAAGUCUGGAAUGUUGAGAUUCUCUUUCCUUUUGGAGUGCUGCCACCCUGGUUCUCUACCUGAUCCACAGUUGAUUGCAUCUAUGCUGGACCUUGAAGCUCCAGUAUCAGCAAGAGCUGCUCUUCUCCUGGAGUGUGCUCAGUUCAUCCAUCGGUGUAACCGCGGUGACUGGCCUAACUGGAUGCGACUCAAUCUACCAAGUUUCCGACAUACUGUAGCAGCUUUACAGAAUCGAGGUCAACCUUCUGGGUACAGAAGAAACCUCAUGUUGCAACGUGCAGCUGGCCGUAUGUUCUAUACGUGGGCUGAAAAUCUUGGCCUGCAGAUGGAAUAUAUUUUGGCUAAAGAACAUGCAGACAGGUUAGCUGUCAUUGAUGAAGUUAAAGAUGAGAACAGGAAAAAGAUUCUGAGAGCAGAGGAUGAGGAGGAAGAUUUUCUGGAUGAAGCUUCUGUGAACCAGAAGGGCAGGGAAUGCCCGUAUGCUUUGAAAAUGCUGGCCUGCCUUGUUUUAGUGGAAAUCACCACUUUCUUGAGAGAAACUUUCCAGUAUCUGCCACGAUCUCGCAGUCAGAAACGGGAGCACCUGUGGGAAAAGAAUGUGACUAGUCGUCGCUACAGUAGCAUUGUCAGCAGCCCUGGUCACUCUGAUAAAAGUUCAGAGUCCAACUUGGCAGAGCUGCCUUCUGGCAUCAGUAACAUUGGCAGUCCUGGAGACAGGAAAAUCAGCUUUGCUGUUCUGACAGAGCGAUCAGAUUCCUUGCACAGUAGUACAACUUCCUUGUCUCAGGCUGAUCCAGCUUCCCAAGAGGAAAAGAGAGAAAGAGGGCGUCGCUUGGCACAAGGCAGACAAAAACUGUUGCGUCAUUUCCGUCGCGGAUCAGGCCACAACCUCAGCUUUCGUCGCAGCUUUAAGCUGAUGAGAUCUGAAGGAGGAAGUAAGUCACGUAUAAAGCAUGGUGGGAGCAUCAAGUCUCGCAAGAUCAGUAGUCACUCUCUACAGUCGGAUGCCAAGUUCAUGGAAGAGGAGAUGCCCACUGAAGAUACAGAGUCUAUGGCCAUGAUGAGUGAUGAUACUCAGGAGUCACCCAGUGAUAAAGACAAUGAAUUGGAAGAUGAACAUUUGUAUACAAAUCUACCGUGGAUCAAAGUUGUGGUACAGUUAGCAAAUCUGUCAAACUUCAUCUGUACUCACCAAAACUACUGUCAUCCGAACUGUUAUGAGCGCCAACGGCGGUCAUGCUCAAGACUUACUACAGCACUGCGGAAAAUUUACGAGUCAACUGAAGAGGAUGAGAAAGACACUAGUAAACAUACAGAUGGAAAGAGAGACUUACUGAAAGAAAAGCUCAAAAGAAGGGAAUCCAUCUUUCAAGUGGCUUCUCCAUCAGUGAGGAGAAGAGAAAGCACACCUCUUCUGGAGAAGAUCAAAACCGAUGUUUCUUUAACAAAGCUAAAGUUAAGCUCAACCUGGAAGAAAGAUGACAAGCCUAAAGAAGCCAAGGAGGAGCCUCCAAUCAUUAGAUACCUGACAUCUCAGGCUCAGAGACUGACACAGUGCCCCAUGGCCAUUCUAACAAAAGCAGCCCCAGUCCUGAAUGUUGAACACUUCAUCGACAUCAUGCCUGUUGCCUGGGAGCUGAUGCUUGAGAGUGAUCAGGAACUUGCUGCUGCAGCAGCAUCUGUCUUCUUGCUGUCCUCUGCAAAAUCAUCUGAUAAGGCCAGAAACAUGAUAAUCAAAGAGUUACAGCAUGAAGAGACCAGCCAGAGAAUCAAUGCAGUGCUAAGAUUUGGUGCACUUUGGAAGUUCCGUUACCAAGUUUGGCCUAGAAUGGAGGAUGGUGCCAACAUGUUUUUCAAGCUUCCACCUCCUAGCAUUGAUUUUACCUUACCGUCUCCCACCAUUGGCCUGCCUAAUUUGACAGUCAUAGACCCUCCGUGGAUGCCUCACUUCAAAACAAACAUAGAAGAGGUCACAGUCAAUCAGGAAGAAACGAAAUCCUUGGUGACUGCAACAACAACUCGUCGUAAGCAGCAGCAGGAAAUGAUACGUAAAGCCUUGCUUGCUGAGGAGGAACGCAAACGAGUUGGACGGGAGAAUUUCCCUAUGACCACAGUGCCCAUUACACAGCUGGCAGCGUAUGAGCCAGCUCUCCAUCAUGGAGAGGCAGAACAUGAGGAAGUGGUACAAGAAGAGCUGACACUGGCGGCACGACGUGUGUCACUGGCCCCAACCAAUCGGGCCAAUAAUCAAAGCCGCAGCAUGUCCUGGCGAAACGGCAGUUUGCACUGGGGCAGACUGGCCGCUGAAGGUGAUGAGGAUAGACCAGAACAUGGCCACCACCUGCAGAUGGCUCAGUCUGUGUUCCCAUCAUGCAUCUGUGCUGCUGUUCUUCCUGUUCUGCACUUGCUUGAUGAUCAUGAUGUCAAUGCUGAUGGGGUUUCAGUGGCUGAAGUAGCAUACAAAGUGAUCUGGGACUGCAUUGUGGAUGAUCCGAUUCUCUUUCUGAGACAUUUCUUAGAGAAACUGACUAAUAAAGACAGACAGGAAGAACUGAUAUUUCUGCUGCGCAAACUUGUUUUGUAUUUUCCUCGGAUGCCAGCCCAGGCAGCUCACUCUAUCUUUAAUUAUCUGAUCGGUUACAUCAUGUUCUAUGUAAGGACUCCAUGUGAAGGUGGACAGGAUGCUAUUGCUGGUGCUCUUUCUCUCCUAUGGCUGUGUAUUCCAAGUGUGGAAGGCAUAUACUUUAAAGACCUCAAGCAGACUCUGAAAAAGGAACAGUGUGAUCCAUAUCUGCUUGUGUCUGUCAGUGUGGCAAGUGCCAAGAAGAUUCUGGUACAUGGACCUGAUCUUUCUAGUAUCCCAUCUCAGCUACCAAUUCAUGAGGAUACCCAGUUUUACCAAAUCCUUCAGGAGAGUCUGGAGUUUUUCAAUAUUCCAGAAGAUCAGCAUGAAUCCCAUUUUCUGGUCGACACCAAAACACAUCAGAUCCAUAAUAACAAUGCUUAUGUGAGAGACUUCUACUUUUUCCGGCGCAACUUUUAUCCACAACUCAGCUUGGUGCACAUGAAUCCUGACGAUGCAAAACUGGCCCUCCAGAAAAGAGUGUUCAUGUUGAAGUUUGUGGAGGUCGGAAAAGUCUUGCUGACCAAUUCUGUCAUGGAGAGCACCCCACCACACCAGAACCAUGUCUCAUUUCUGCAUGAGGAGCUAACCAAGUUGCCAUCCUUUCCACGGAAGGCAUUGGAGACAGAAUUUGACAUGUACUCCGGUGCUUGGGGAAAAGAAAUCUUUGGAAUGGAUUCACUUCACAAAUACACUUGGGCUAAGCUGAUGAGUACAAUGUUCACCUCCAUGUCCAGCACUUUCACUGCCUCGAAUGACCUAAACCUCUUCAUCAGUGUCAUCAAUGGCACCAUUGUCCUCCAGUUUGAGGACACCGCCAUCCUCCGCUUCUGUUUGGCCACUCUCAUCAAUGCCUCUCGUCACUUUAAACACAUAUUUGCUACCAAUGGCUUCUUGUACAUCAUGCCCACUCUGUUAAGAGUUUACAGUAACAACCAGCCCAACCCUGUCCUCAAGAAUGCCAUCCACUUUGUGUGCAAGCAGUUCUACAUCCUGCACCGCAAGCCUUUCAUUCUUCAGAUGUUUGGAAGUGUGGCUCCUAUCCUAGACAUGAGCUGUGCUUCUGAAGGUGUCAGGGACUGUACCAAGGUUCAGCCUAACAGUCUUUUCAAAUUACUGCUGUCUCUGGAGAAGGACUGCCCAGAUCAGCUAUCAGUUCUGGAUCUUGUAGUGGGUGACAAGCCACUAAAGGCCCUUGAUUUCUGCUAUGAACAUGACUCGGACACCUUCAAUCUUAUGGAUGUGGUCAACAUGUGUGUGACUGUCAUUGCUUAUGCUCCAGACUCUUUUCGCUCUGGUCAGAUGUUGACGGUCCUGCAGAUGGUUAUCCCCAGAUACCUGGACCAUAUGAAGAGGGAAACCAACAAACGGGACAAUUCGGCUGCAGCCAGGGCUGAAGUGGCUUCCAUCACAGGCCUGGCAGUUGCUCUCAGGGCAUUGAUCACAUGCUGUGAGACCUUUGCCAGGAGCUUGAGUAUACCACAAAGAUUUCUUGAGGUAACAAGUACCUCUGGAACAAAACCAGUCCAUAACCACAGUAUCCAUUCUUUGACAGCAGAUGAAAAAGAAGAUUCUCAUACUAGCCGUCACAUGGAGGAGGGCAGGAGGAAAACAUAUGCCCCAGAGCCAGAUGACUUAGAAUUAAGAGAUGAAUUCCGUAAGCCUCGAGAUUCUUUGCUGUGCAUGGCUUCUGAAUUCUACACCAAGUGUUUUGGUCGCCUUAAAGAACUACGCAAGAUUAUGGCUGACCCAGCCUUCAGGCCUCCAGAACUUUUUGACAACAAGACUCAUAAUCGGUUGGCUGAAGUUGCUCAUACUUUAUUGAAACUAGCACCAUAUGAUCCACUCACCAUGGGUUGUCCAGGACUGCAGAUGUAUAUGCUGGAGAUAUUACCAAACACAGACUGGUCUCAUGAGCUGGUUCGGCCUGGACUCAAUCUUAUUCUCAGAAGAUUGGACAGACUUUUUACCAAAAUCUCCAAGAAAACAGCUUUAAGAAGACAGUUGGAUUGGGAGGCUGCGGCAAAUAUACUGAAAG